Molecule: messenger RNA, 1617 nt
Organism: Trichoderma aggressivum f. europaeum
Lineage: Eukaryota; Fungi; Ascomycota; Sordariomycetes; Hypocreales; Hypocreaceae
Exons: 3
Coding region: 1-1617 (538 amino acids)
Source: RefSeq, a predicted model, not a curated record
AUGGCUAAUUCUAUCGAAAUCUUAGGUGCGGUGAACAAUGUUCUGGGGUUGGGGAGUCGAAUCUAUAUUUUUUUCAGCAAUGUCAAGGACGCACCGGAAGAGGUGCGUCGAAUGUGUGAGCAAUUGCAAUCUCUUCAGAAGUUGCUUCCAGAGAUUGAGCGAGCAGCCUUUGACCUCGUUCAUGCCAUGCCACUGAGCCUGGAAACAAUCCUGACAUGCCUGGAAGGAUGUGAUACGGAUUUCAACACGUUAUGGUUGGCUGUCGAACCGCUCCGUACGGAACCUGGUAUCACUUGGCGUGAUGCCUUGAACAGAAUUACAGCCAGCGUCAAAUGGGUCGUCAAGACUGAAGAGCUUGAAAAGUUUACCAAGAAUCUCGAGACGGCGAAGCAGACCUUGGUUCUCGCCAUGCUUCUUGCUGGAAUGAGAGUUGAUAGAGCCGUUCUUAAUGGACUGUCAUCCAUCGACACUAAGCUUGAGAAAUAUGGGUGUGCGAUUAAUUCUCGUCUUGAUGACGUUCAUAGAGAAAUCGCAUUCCAGCUCAAACAGUCCGAAUACAAGUUCCUGAAAAGGAUAGACAUUCUCUCUGGAGCUGCAGCUGAGAUUCAUGGGCAAAAUAACCUCCGAGUCACCCAGCUUUACGACAGCAUUACCCCAAAUGAACUACUGCAAACUGACCACCUAUCGACUGUGCAGUCAGUUGGCAGCGACGUGACCUUCGCGGUUUCUGCUUCUCGAACACCACAAAUCGGCCUAGUUGAUUUCUCGUUUGAGAACCAACAAGGAGAUGAUGCAGAUCAGGCGAAAAAGAAAGACGACGAAACUUUAGACUCUCUGUUACCGGGGUUCCAAGAUGCCAUACGACGAUGGGAAGUGGUUGCCUACGCAAAUGGGACACAUAAUUCCGGCAAUGCUGCAUUAGGAUCUUCUAAUUCUCCGCUGAGUAACAUAAUUUACCAAUUGAAGGAGGUUGAAGAGACUGUUAAGCAAUACGACCUUGCUGGGGGUAUGUUUGAAAAAUUUGAAAACAACUCCCUCUUGUUUAACAUCUUGGAACUUUCCGCAAUCGCAAACCCCGGAGUGGAACUUGUACUGGAGGUUGCAAGACGAUGGACGGAAUAUUUCGAAUUGAUCAAGGAAGCACUGCACGAGAUGCAAUAUGCUCUUGAGACCUGCACUCGUGAGUACGAGCUAUACCCGGAACCCAAGCUUAAGAUCAUGAUAAUGGAGCUAUAUACUGAAAGCUUUUCGGGAAUGACGACGGUGCUCAAGGUUCUGCGAGGGAGGUGGAAAUUAUGGGUACCAGGGCGGAAUCAUCAUAUUUUGAAAGACACCAUCGCGAAGAUCCGGCGGUCUUCCCAGAAAGUUAUAAAAGAGGUGGAAUAUCUUCAACGAAGAGAACUGAGGCAGGCUCAUCUCCGACUUCGUGGGAUUGACAGGAAGCAAGACCAGGUUAUUCGAGCAUUGGAUGAGCAGAAGAAGAUCUUGAUCUCUAUGCAGGAAGAGCGAAAGGCUUUGAACCUCAUCAAUGAUCAUCAGAAGGUCGUGCAGAUGUUGCAGCAGCUGUUGGCCAAAUUUCCUCUGCCAGUUGCAGUUGGAGCUUCUAUGAGCGAAUAG